Messenger RNA from Durusdinium trenchii, 2724 nucleotides. NCBI's taxonomy places the organism in Eukaryota, Dinophyceae, Suessiales, Symbiodiniaceae. The record is from the annotation of a GenBank genome assembly.
AUGCAAUUUCGAUUUUUUGCCGCACAAACGAUGCGCACCAAAGUGCAGUUUGAUUUUUAUGAGUUGCCUGCUGACAGCUACAUGAGCUUGAGAGACUCCAUGCUGGUUCACAUUGACAGGUUUCGCGCCGCGGAGCAUCAGCCAAUCCACACCAUGUUAGCGAUCGGCCUGGCCGACCUCGCGAUCCAAAUGGACCAUACCUGGCCCAAUGCUGUCGAGACCUUGUUCCAGCGCUUUGGGCAGAGUCCGGAGAGCUAUCCAACGCUCCUGGAGGUGCUGCGAAUGCUCCCUGAGGAGAACAACAACUACAAACUCAUGACGGACAGCUUCAAGCGUGAAUCUUGCAGCCAAAGGCUUCAAGCUGCAACGCCUCAAGUGGUCCAAUUCCUUCUGAACCUGCAAUGCCCAACAGUGCAAGCGAGAAGGAAAGUUUUGGAGUGCUUUCUGAGCUGGAUCAAGUACACCAACUUGCAAGCCUCAGAUAUUGCACAGAGUCUGGGCGGUUUUUGCUUGGCGAAGACUCCUGUCGUCUCACUGAGGAUGUGUUCCAGCGACAUCUCGGCGUACCAGCCGGUGAUCGAAGUGAUUUUGAGUCAAUUGGGCACUUUGAGGUCCAAGUUCGAGACGCAACUGAGCCGCGGCAUGGAAGUGGCCCUGGAUGACGAGCAAGACAGCUUGCUGCAAGUGUGCCGCAUCUACGUGGAAGUGGGCGAAUGUUUGGUGCCCCUGGUGAUGACCCAAUGUGCCGACGCGCAGAUCGUAAGUAUCCUUCAAGUGAUCUUGCGCUGCACUGACCUCCCGUCCGAGGAAAUCAGCUCGAUACCCUUGGAGUUUUGGCACAGACUGGCAGAUGAAGUUUGCAGGCAUCCUGAGACUGACGUCAAGAUCGAUCAAUUUCAGGGUGUCUACCUGGAGCUCCUGAGCGCCAGCAUCCGGCGUUGCACCCUGAGUACCACACAAGAUCCCUUUCUUGCGGACGAUGAAAUCGCCGCAUACAGACAAAGGAUUUUGGGCCUGGUCGAGGACUGUUUGGAAGUCCUGACGCCGAAUACUGCAUUAGAACAUGUACUGAAGAGCUUGCUUGGUGGACAGCAAAAUGGAGUCGUAGUUCAAGAGGCGCACUUCUUCGUGCUGACCAUGGUCGCCUCGCGCGCGGAGGUCCGCGAAGGCAGCGUGCUGUGGCAGCUGAUCCAGUCCUUACCGCCCUUGAUCUCGGCAACGGCGCCCGAAGGGGCCGAGCGCGUGGACGGGGCGAUUUUGCACUUCACCAAGAAGACGGCCAUCGAACUGUUGGGCAACCUGUGGCAGUGGGUGAAAACGAGGCCAGACUUUUUAAGAUCAUCUUUGGAGAUGAUCAGCAUGCUUCUGAUGGCUUCUGAUCCACCCAACAGUCCCAACAACAUGUUGGAACGCACCAAGCAAGUGCAGCAGGCGGCAUCCAUGGCCUUCAAGGAGAUCUGCGUCGGGGGCAAACUGCAUUUGCAGGAUCUGGUGCCCCAGCUGACGCAGCUCUACGUCUCUACCAUUGCUUUGCCCAUCCGCAUGCAUCUCUUCAUCGUUGAUGGGGUCGGAGCAGUCGUGGCGAGCCUGAAUCAGGAGGAGACCUUUCGAUCUGCGCUCGAACAUUUGGUCACCCCUCUGGUGCAGGGCUUGAACACUGAAAGGGAACGGCCCGUGGUCCUGAGUGAGAUUUUAGACAGGCUCACGACGAUCAUCCGACAGAUUCACAUCCGCGAGGGCAGUGCAAAAGCAGCUUGUGUGGGCCACGUGGCAGCAAAAUAUGACAGGGUGGAUGGUAUUCUGGUGCUCCUGGCCAUGUUCUUUUUGCUUUACACCACACAAAUCCUGGACAAGAUGCGUCAGCUGAUCAGCAGUACCUUUUGGCCGGUGAUCCGGCAAUGCUUGGCACAGCACCCUGCGGAUUCCAAGCUGGUUGAGAAGAGCUGCCGAUUGUUGAAGCAUUCUAUGCGCUGUGUGCCCGAUCUAUUCAAACCCAAUUUGUCCGAUGUGGCUCGCACUUUGGUGACUGCAUUUCAACAGCAUCAACAUUCUUCUUAUCUAUACUCUGCAGAGAUCUUGGCUCAUACAUAUGCCAAAGAUCCGGAGAUUGUGCCGGUGCUCACGGAGCUCUUCAAUCAGCUCAGUAGCAUUGGUUUGCAAUGCCUCAUGCAUUCCAAAGACAAGCUGGAAGAGAUCACCGAACUGGUCGAAGACUCCUGGACAUCAAAAAGGUGGAGCGUGGCGAUUUUCGUGCAGCAAAAGGAAGCGGUGGAGGCCAUCAUCGCCUUCAUCGAGUCAGUCCUCUCGCACAUCGGCGAGACCUUUAAGCUGGGGCGCAGAUAUGCGGAUGAGUCCAAGGCGAAGAUCGGGCAACUGCUGCAGCCACACGCCUUACAGGUGGCUCCGGGCUUCGUCCAAGCCAUUUUUCGACUCAUCGCCGGCGUGCCGACGAAAUAUGUGCAAGACUCGAUCCCUUCGAUCCUAGACCAUCUGCGGAGCGCAUUUUCUCAGGAAUUCCCUGCAUGGCUGGAGGCAGCUCUUACACAACUACCUCCUUCAGUGGGCUCCAAGGCUGAACUACAGAAGUUUGGAGAACACAUCAUCCGCGGGGACGACCAACGCCUCUACGAAGCGAUUCAGGACUUGUGCUAUCGCUGCGAGCAGGUGGUGCUGCGGAGCCGAGGGCAGGCAGAUGCGACCGUCGCCGGCCGCAAGAAGAAGUGA